CUUCCUACCUCAAAAAAAACUUCUAUUUCCCAAUUCUGCACAUCAUUUAGAACCUCCUACAUGUAACCAUGAAAAUAAAUUUCAUCCUAAAUCUUGAUCUUAUCCAUCGAACACCUAAUUAACUUACACAGAUUAAUUUUAUCAACGAAUAAGACAUUUUGCAGCAAGUCUUCAUCACAUCCAAUUUAUAGAACAACCAACAGAGACAUGCAAGAUUACCCAUGCUUUUAAAUUAAAAAAAAAACAGAAAUCAACCAAAAAUGAAUAAAUCACACACCUGUAAGGAGCUGAAGGAUUAAAGCUUUAUUGCUUUAUAAAAUUUCAAAUACAAGUUUCUUCUUUGCUCACCCUCUGCAGCCGCUUCCCCUCUGGUUCUAUUUUUUUUUUUUGGCUUUCUCUCGGCAUCUUCUCCUUUUUUUUUUUUCGGCUUCUGCUUUCUUUCUCCCUCUCAACUCUCAGAUUUCUCUUCCCCCAAUUUCCUCCCCCUCCCCAAUUUUCCGAAUGUCCCUCCAUUUUAUAGACAAAAGUAAAACCCAAUCCUAAUGUGCUUCUAAUACUCAAAUCCCAAUCCCUAAGAUAACAACCCAAUCCUAUUUGGAAUGGGGUUUCUUAGUUUUCCCCACAUCUACCCCUUUUCAAGCCUAGAUUCAUACCUUUUGAGUUUAGAACUCCCCACUUUGAAUCAAUUUCGAACUCUUCUUUUGCGCCUCUUGUUGAUGACUUUCAAUCUCCGAAAAUCUCUUCAAAACUUGAGAUCAAGCAAUAACUCUAAGUUGCUGCCCAAAGCUUGUUAUCAAAUGACUGCAAAGGAGAAGGAUGCAUUUUUUAAGGUCUUAAAGGACAUUAAAUUGCCAAAUGAAUACUCAUGUAAUAUCUCCCGUUGUGUUCAAGUUAAACAACGGAAGAUAAUAGCACUUAAAAGUUAUGAUUGCCAUAUUCUUAUGGGAGAACUUUUACCAGUGGCAAUUCGAGGAUCUUUGCCUAAAAGAGUUGCUUCAAUUAUUAUUGAGUUGUGUCACCUUUUCAAAUGCUUGUGUGCAAAGGUUCUCAAAGAAUCUAAUCUUGAUGAGUUAAAGUCUCAAUCUUCAAUAAUUUUGUGUGAAAUGGAAAAGAUCUUUCCACCUUCAUUCUUCACUGUGAUGGUGCAUCUUAUCAUGCAUUUGGCAGAAGAGGUAAAGCUUGGUGGGCCAGUUGCUUAUAGGUGGAUGUACCCCAUUGAACGGUUUCUCCUUACACUUAAAAAUUAUGUUUCUAAUAAAGCUCAUCCAGAGGGAUCAAUUGCAGAAGCUUAUUUGUCAAAUGAGUGUUUAACAUUCUGCUCAAGAUAUUUGGAGGGGGUUGAGACAAGAUUUAAUAGACCUUUACAUAAUGAUGAUGAAGAUGAUAGGGAGCAUUCUAAUGAGGUAGAAGAAAACCUAAUAACUCCCUUAGGUCGACCAUUGGGAAGGGCACAGAUACCCAUGGCUGUUAAUCUAAAGAAACGAAAGAGGGUGCGAAGGAUAAAGCUUGAUUCUCAGUCCUUGCUUCAAGCCCAUCGAUACAUUCUUUUUAAUACUCAUGAAGUCACUCCCUUCAUAGAGCAACAUAAGGAUUUUUUAAAGAAAAAACAUUGCUCACCUCGCCUAUCACAAUUUGAGAUUGAAAGGCAUCAUUCCUUGACAUUUCAUGAAUGGUUUCGUGAUCGGGUUACAAGAAUGGAACAACAAGGUUAUGUUAUUUCUGAAAAAAUUAAGUGGCUUUCAAAAGGACCAAGUGAUGUUGCUUUGACGUAUUCUGGAUAUUUGUGUGAUUGGGCGGACACCCAAAGAGGAUGCAAGAAAGAUGAAUUUGGUUUUACGUUGGUGAAUUUCAAUCGUUUAUCUCACACUAGUAGUAAUCCUAGUGAUGACCCCUACAUAUUUGCCUCUCAAGCUAGUAAAGUGUUUUACAUUGAGGAUGCAAGAGAAAAAGAUUGGCAAGUAGUCAAGCAUGUGAAGGCUAGAGGUGCUUUUGAUUUGGGAGAAGUGAUACCUAUUAGAGAAAAUGAAGUUGGUGGAACAGACAUGGCAUCCACUUGGGUUAGGAGAGAUACCGAGGAAGAGGGGAUUAUUGUGACAUCAUAUAUGGAAGUUCAAAACUAUGAUGAUGAAGAAAUUGAUGAUUAAAUUUGAGUUUGUAGUACAAAGUCUAGUUAUUAGUUUCUCUAAUUUUAGGCUUAAGUUAUUAUUUUGUGUAAUGUAUGACCAUAAUUUGAAAUAUAAUAGUCUAAUUUUU
Molecule: messenger RNA, 2253 nt
Organism: Rubroshorea leprosula
Lineage: Eukaryota; Viridiplantae; Streptophyta; Magnoliopsida; Malvales; Dipterocarpaceae
Source: the annotation of a GenBank genome assembly